Vittaforma corneae ATCC 50505 is the source of this 315-nucleotide messenger RNA. RefSeq lists its product as uncharacterized. The coding region runs from base 1 to 315 and encodes 104 amino acids. The transcript has a single exon. The record is from RefSeq and is a predicted model, not a curated record. NCBI's taxonomy places the organism in Eukaryota, Fungi, Microsporidia, Nosematidae.
AUGGAGAAUGAAGAGGAAAGUGGGGAAAACGGAGAGAGGCAAAUGCGUGAAGAAAAUAGGAGUGUGCAUGAUGUCCGCGAGGAGAAUGGAAAUGUCCAGAGUAGUAUCCAAGAACAGCCACCUACCCGAAGCAACGAAGAAGGUAGAAGUGCACGGCAGUUAUGGAGCCUUACAGUUAACUUUUUGGCAGAUAAGAGUUCCAUUAUUUCACUGCUUUUUUUACUAGUUAGUUUGAUACAAUCCUAUUUGCAAAUCAAAAAAUUAAGGGAAGAGUUCUUUGAGAUAUUUUCAGACAAGCUCAACCAACAACAGUAA